AGGCUACGGGAACGGGAGUUGGUUCGGCGGCAGAAACUCGGGCCGCAAGGCACACGGGAGGAGGAGUUCGUGCUCCAAAAGAUUCGCACUUGAGCUCUUCUGUAGUAUUUUUUUAUUUAUUAUAUACUAUUAUUAUUAUACUCCCUAGCUUUUCGACCUUUUGUUGUUGUUGUCUCGUUCUUCUCUCCUGCGUGCGAAGGCCACAACCUAGAAGCCGCGGCCGCAGCUCUCUCUCCGCGCGCCGCCUGUGGCCGCCGGCGGCAACCAAGAGAAACAGGAUAUUUAUGCCUUUUUCUUGACACGGAAAGCCAAUGGCGAGAGGACUGGAUUCAGAUUAUAUUGGUUCUAUUUCGCUCAUGGAUGGAUUUGAUAUGGGUAUCACGUUUGAUGGGUUUGGAGAAAAUAUGAAGAAGUUCAUGGAGUUACCGAUCAAAUAUCUUGAUUCUGCUCACGAUAAAGCUGUUGAGCUAGUUGAGGAUAUCCAUGCGCUGAUUUACGCUCACUCUCCUGAUGAUAAAUUUCCGGACAAAGACCAUGGGACAUUAACUGAUCCAUCUAGUAACGGUACCAUAACCGAGUCUCCCUCCACAUGUGUUAAAAUGCAGCAAGUUAACCCUAACGAAGAAUUCUCUGGUUAUCCUUCAUCUCUCGUUACCGCGGAAGACCAUUCUCUCGGCUCAACUGCUACUGAUGUUCAUGAAACAGAGUCGGUUUCAUCUACAAGUCCAGCCAUGUGUGCUUCUGAAGACCCCAUUUCACUUGAGAGAACUGCUGACACCAAGGAGGAAGUUACUUUUUGCAAUUCAGAGGAUCUCUCAGAUAACUGCACUCCUGAAAAUCACAAUUCACUAGGGGGUUCUGAUAGCAGUGACGAGGAAAUUAUAUUAUGGAAUCAAUGGAAUUCUGUAACAUCACGACAAUAUCCUGAACAAGCCACCGUAGUCCAAGAUUAUAUAUCUGAAGAAGCAAACGGAAAUAAAAUCAUCGAGCAAGUUGAACUCCAUGGUUCAGGACAUUCAGUUGCUUUUGAUGGAGCAAUUCUGCUUGGAAAGGUAAAUGGUGAAGAGCAAUCAGAAUUAUGCAGUGCGAACAGCCAUGAAGAAUCAACAAAGCACGGUUACAUAAAGAAUUUGUCUGUUGGGACUGUUUCACAUUACUUGAGUGCAGAGGUGUUCACUGGUGCUGAUGAUCCAAAUAUGUCUACUGACGAGACCACGGAUUUUGUUAAUGUAGACCUCCGGGUUGGCCAGGAGCUGAUGAAAUAUAACAAAGCAGAUGCAUCCUCAGUUCCUCAACCUAAAAACACAUCAUUCAAGAAAGUGUUGAUGAGGAGCUUGUCAAAUAAACUCCGGUGGUCAAAGAAGGAUAUGAAUGUGCAUCAGGCUGUCCCCUUUAGACCACAGAAAUCAGUAGAUAUUUGCUAUGAAGUCGUUUGUUCAUCAGAUGGUCUGGAGGAUGAUUGGGAACUCUUGUAAAUCUGCACGAAAUUCCGCGUCUCUGAUUAUAGGAGAAAAUCUCGUGUAAACCAAAGUUCCUUGACUACUAUCUCAAAGAAUGCAAAUGUUGAGGGUUUGCAUCUCUACGGCACCAUCUGUCGGUGUAUCGGCAUUACUGUAAAUCUGAGCUGAGAUUAUGUAAUUAUGUAAAGCUCUUCUAGUUUUCUCUUCAUGACCUGAAUUUUGUACUGAUCUGGUGCAGCCAAGGGUAUCUGCAACAAGUUUUCAGCUGCUUAUUCCCCCUAUCUACUAGCAUUUCAGUUUAAAUAUAUGCAGAUA
Molecule: messenger RNA, 1775 nt
Organism: Triticum dicoccoides
Lineage: Eukaryota; Viridiplantae; Streptophyta; Magnoliopsida; Poales; Poaceae
Exons: 9
Coding region: 312-1475 (387 amino acids)
Source: RefSeq, a predicted model, not a curated record